Molecule: messenger RNA, 912 nt
Organism: Carassius carassius (crucian carp)
Lineage: Eukaryota; Metazoa; Chordata; Actinopteri; Cypriniformes; Cyprinidae
Product: C5a anaphylatoxin chemotactic receptor 1
Exons: 2
Coding region: 1-912 (303 amino acids)
Biological process (GO): G protein-coupled receptor signaling pathway
Cellular component (GO): membrane
Molecular function (GO): G protein-coupled receptor activity
Source: RefSeq, a predicted model, not a curated record
AUGCUCACCUUUAACCUAACCGUUCCACUCUCUGUUGACUUUUCGCGUCCUGAAGAUUAUUUGAUAUUUAUUUUUCAUAUUCUUUUCGCUACAGGUUCGGCUCUGCUGGCAGGUUCGGUGGUCAUCAGCAUCAUGAGCACCAGAGCCCUGCGCUCCCAAAACCGCUUCAUCUUCAUGUUAAACACCAGCAUCAGUGACACUUUAACCGGCUGCUCUGUCUUCUACCUCGGCCUGUUUGACGUCCAAGAGGGCUAUCCGUCACGGAACGGCACAUUUUACAUUUUACCAUCAUUGCUAGGAGUGAACGUGUUGACGUUUGUGUUUGCACAGUUUGAUAGAUACCUGGCUGUGUGUCACCCCUUCUUCUACAAGCUGUACAUUACGCGCGGGGUUGUGAUUGGCGUCUGCGCGCUCUGCUGGAUUUACACAUAUUCAAUUCUAUCCGUUCAAAGCGUCGUGCCAGUUGAGUUCGCCGCUAAGAUGAACGCUUUUGGGGUCAUAGUGCUGCAGGUGAUCGUGGCCGUCAAAGUUUUAAUGACCAUAAAACUGUACAUGAUCACGAGGCACCAGCUCAGCCGAGAAGCGCCCAGCUGCGACAAAGACAGCAAGAAAGAAUCGCUGCGAAUUAUCGUUGUUGUGGUCAUUUGUUUCCUAAUCCUGUGGGCUCCGUCUUUUGUGAACAUCUCAGUGAAGUAUGUGACUAAGAACGGGCUGAGGUUCAAAAAUGAAGCCACGAAUCUUUUCGCGAUCAUGGCCCGAUUUAACGCGCUCAGCACGCCUGCGCUGUACAUCCGGGGCAGUCCAGCGUUACGCGCGGCGGUCUGGAACUCCGUGUGGAGUAAAGUAUUCAGAAGAAGAGAAACAAGGUUUCUUUUGGGUCUCACCGUGCCCAAGGGACAAGGUGUUCUGUAG